Molecule: messenger RNA, 870 nt
Organism: Kickxella alabastrina
Lineage: Eukaryota; Fungi; Kickxellomycota; Kickxellomycetes; Kickxellales; Kickxellaceae
Exons: 2
Coding region: 168-557 (129 amino acids)
Source: RefSeq, a predicted model, not a curated record
CUCCACACUGUCUCUUCUCCUUGUUCUACUACACCUUGUCUCAUAUAUCAUGCCUCCUCUUCUGCAACCCCAUUCAUCUAUGCACACCGAUUUUCCAUUGAUCAAUGCAGCCACAGCUUGUGCGAAAAUAACAGUUACACCCCCAUUUCCCACAUAUAUGGAUCAUCAUGCCCUUCAUCUUCCAUCUAGCAACUCCCACAACUACUCUUCUCGCCAUUGCCAUUGCCUACCUAAUCCCCACACAAACCCUAGCAAAUGGCAGCAUACCCGGCCCCCUGCUCAGCCGGCUAACCGCACAUUACUACAAAGUCAUUGUUAUUAGUGGAAACAUGGCGCCCAAAUCCAUCACCAGCAGCCAGAAAUACAGGCCACUCCACAAGGCGCAGCCCUCAAGCAUCAGCAUCUCCGAUCCAAGGGGCAUUUGGAAGGUACUCAGCUCGUCCCAGUUUCACAAACACCCGUACUACAAUAUUCUCAAAUUCACCGGCACUGACAGCUUAAUAAGCACCCAGGACCAGGCAAAAACCAGCAUGAAAUGCCGCAUGCUUGGGCCCUAAUUCAACGCCACCCACGUAAUAAAAAUGAAGCCGCUGAUCCUCGACCACGGCAUUGAAAAACUCAAGCAGCUCUGGGACGCUGCUAUUGCACAACAAAAGGAGGCAAACUACUGCGAGACAUUCAAUUUCUGCACAUUCAGUAUAAUUUUGCGGCUGAUUUUUGGUCAAACAAUCGACGCCGGCGACAAACCCACUCUGCAUUGUAUUUCCCAAGCCUGUAACUACUUAUCCAUCUGCACAAUUCUGGGGUUCCUCCAGCGGCCGGUCUUCCGCCUGAUGACGUGGGCCGUGGGAGAUCCAUAAAUGACCCGAG